Molecule: messenger RNA, 1875 nt
Organism: Suncus etruscus (white-toothed pygmy shrew)
Lineage: Eukaryota; Metazoa; Chordata; Mammalia; Eulipotyphla; Soricidae
Gene: VPS37C
Product: VPS37C subunit of ESCRT-I
Biological process (GO): ubiquitin-dependent protein catabolic process via the multivesicular body sorting pathway; protein targeting to vacuole; protein targeting to membrane
Cellular component (GO): ESCRT I complex
Source: RefSeq, a predicted model, not a curated record
CUCGGGUUACUCCGAGGCAGCAGCGGCGGCGGCGGUUGCGGCGACAGUCCCGGAAGAACUUAUCUGGGUUAGAGGUCCCCCCUGUCACACUGUGUCCCGAAGGAGAGAUGGAGACGCUCAGGGACAAGACCCUAGAGGAGCUAGAGAAGAUGCAGAGUGACCCCGAGAUCAUCGACAGACUGGCCCAGGAGGCCCCCCAGGUCCAGGAUCUGCAGCUUGAGCGAGAGAUGGCCCUGGCUACCAACCGGAGUUUGGCGGAGCAGAACCUGGAGUUCCAGGGUCCCCUGGAGAUCAGCCGCUCGAACCUUUCUGACAAGUACCAGGAGCUGCGUCAGCUGGUGGAGCGGUGCCAGGAGCAGAAGGCCAAGCUGGAGAAAUUUUCUGCGGCACUGCAGCCUGGGACCCUGCUAGACCUUCUGCAGGUCGAAGGCAUGAAGAUCGAGGAAGAGUCUGAGGCCAUGGCUGAGAAGUUCCUGGAGGGCACGGUGCCCCUGGACACCUUCCUGGAGGCCUUCUCUGCCAUGCGGGUCCUGGCCCACCUGCGGCGUGUGCGCGUUGAGAAACUGCAAGAAAUGACACGGAGGCCGGUGCCGCCUGUGAAGCCUCCGGGGGACGCGCUGCUGCCCCCGCGCACCGCCGCCCCCGUUACCCCCACAGCGCCCGGCGUGCCCUCUGCCACACCCCCCAUGGCUGAAGAGCCCCGGCCGGUGCCCGCUCCCUCACCGAUGCCCUCCUACCCGCCGCUGCCCUACAGCCCGGCCCCUGCACUGCCCCCGGGUCCCAUGGCCCAUGGCGCACUUCCACCCGCACCCUUCCCCGCGAUGCCCCCGCCUGUCUUAGCCGGCACUGGCCCGGGCUACCCUUGGGGCCCCCAGCAGCCUGGGCCGGGCUAUCCUGUGCGCCCCCACUCUGGUGCCUUGGGCCCCGGCUAUCCUUUGGCCGGGGGCCGGGCCACCAGUGCCGGCUAUCCUCAACAGCCCCCCUAUCCCAUGCCAGGAGCGGGGAGGCCCCCGUACCCCACACAGCCUGCCGGCCCCACGGGCCCCCCCUACCCAACGGGCCCAGCUCCACCCUACGGCUUCCCCCCGCCCCAGGGCCCAGCGGGGUCCGGGUAUUAGUGUCCUGCUGGCCCUGGGCCCCCUUAGGGGGGGCAGGGGCUGUCUUGGUGCCUCCGGGGGUAAGCUGGCACUCGGCAUGGACCCCCUCCCUGGGGGGCUGUGGGAGAUGAGGAGUGAGCCCCCCUUCCACUGAUGAGUCUUCCUUACUCUUCUGGCGCCAGCCUAUGGCGUUUCUACCUCUCCCCCUGUCUGUGGGUGAGUGGGGUGGUGCAGGUAAACGCCUCCCCUCCUGCUCCCCCUGGGUGCGACAGAUUGUCAGAAUGCCCACAUAGGAGGCUGCCCCUAAGGCUGUGCCUCCGUGACCCCUUGACUGGUGCUGGCUCAGGGAGCUGGCAGAUAUGUCUUAAAGCCAGAACUGAGUUCCAAAGCUGAGGCGGUUUGCCCAGGGGGUCCUGGGUGCGGUAGGAAGUCGCAGGUGUGGUCCGAGCCACAGCUAGACAGGAGGGGUCAUCCCAGCCUUACCCGCACUCUGGGAAAUCUGGGAGGUUGCAUGGCACCCUCAGGCAGGAUGGGGAAGCCGGCAUGUUAUGGGACGUUUUGCUCACGCCCUGCCCAUAUAGGAGAGGGCCAGGCCGCCUCCGUAGGGACUGUCCUUUGGCUGGCAGUUUCUGAGGUGCCCUCUACACCCGUCCAUUCACUCCUCCAGUGCCUUGAAUCUCAUUCACAAACACCCUACCCCCAGCUUCUUCCCGAACCUCCUGGGAUUUAGCUCCCCCCAAUCUCGCUCCUACCACGGUGUGAGAAGACAUGGGGGCAU